Xenopus laevis (African clawed frog) is the source of this 1032-nucleotide messenger RNA. RefSeq names its product C3a anaphylatoxin chemotactic receptor-like. The coding region runs from base 1 to 1032 and encodes 343 amino acids. Lineage: Eukaryota; Metazoa; Chordata; Amphibia; Anura; Pipidae. The record is from RefSeq and is a predicted model, not a curated record. The transcript has a single exon.
AUGUCCAUAACUGCCGCACCUCUUUAUAACAUCUCAGAGGCAACUGAAGACUAUUAUGACUUUUACUGGAAACGGAAACAGAUUACACUUCCACCAAAUAUAUAUGGAGCCAUGCGAAUUUUCUCCAUCAUCUGUCACAGCAUUACCUGCAUUGUUGGGAUUAUUGGAAAUGGCUUUGUCAUCUGGAUUGCUGGCUUUAAGAUGAGCUCAAUAAGUGCCAAGUGGUACCUUAACCUGGCAAUAACAGACUUUAUAUGCAGUGCCAGUACUGUUGUACGUAUUGCACAGUGGAUUCAGCGAGGUUAUUUCUACCUGUGCUCUUAUAGUUUUGCUCUGCUUGUUGCAAACAUGCUCACCAGUGUCUAUUUCUUAACUGCCAUAAGUAUUGAUCGCUGUAUAACAAUAAUGUGGCCUUUUUGGGCAAAAAGUCACAGGACAAAAAGAUCAGCAACCACUGGUAUUGUUUUUAUUUGGAUUGUAUCUCUGCUCUUCUCUGUCUCAACUUUUUACUUUAUAUUUGGAUUUCAUGAUUUGAUGACGUGCGUUCCUAAAGAAGUGGGUUAUUAUAAUGUCUACAAUAUUUCUGAGGAGCAGAAGUUUGAAGCUCUAAAGCAUCCUGUUCCUCUUACUAUAUUUGUUGUUAUGUUUUUGUUACCAUUUACUAUUAUCCUCCUCUGUUAUGGCUUCAUCAUGUGCAAAGUGGCCACUUUGAGAAGUGCCAACAAAUCUCAACGGUCGCUGAAGAUCAUCUUUGCAAUUGUCACCUGCUUCUUUGGCUGCUGGUUCCCAUAUAACCUAUGGCAAUUUUUCUCAAUCAGAACAGACGAAGAUGACAUUGGUGCCGACUUGAUAAUAAGUUCAAUUUCAGUCUGUUUGGUUUAUACCAGCAGCUGCCUCAAUCCCAUCCUCUAUGUCUUCCUGGGCAGAGACUUUAAGAGUAAUUUGAUAAAGUCCAUACCAGCCAUACUAAAAAAUGUAUUUAAUGAUCCUGAGGACAGGACAAACAGGGAACAGGUGCUACCGCUGAACUAA